Molecule: messenger RNA, 946 nt
Organism: Bactrocera dorsalis (oriental fruit fly)
Lineage: Eukaryota; Metazoa; Arthropoda; Insecta; Diptera; Tephritidae
Exons: 1
Coding region: 57-803 (248 amino acids)
Biological process (GO): regulation of transcription by RNA polymerase II
Cellular component (GO): nucleus; transcription regulator complex
Source: RefSeq, a predicted model, not a curated record
AUAUAUUUAUUUAUUUACAUUUAAUAUAUUAAUAUUGUUCAUUUAUUUUUCAGAAUAUGGAUACAGAUAAAGAUGAAAUCUUUGAUAAUUUGACUACCGCAAUAUGCGAAAAUAUAUCCAAUAUGUCUGCAGAACCAACACCAACGCCAGAUAAAAAGAGAAAGCGUUUUAAAGUUACAAUGGCAUGGUCCUCGGAAGAUGUGUUUAAUUUAAUAGAAAUAAUGGAAAAACAUCCUUGUCUGUGGGAAUAUUUUUCUUCAGACUAUACAAACCGACAGAAGAGAGUGAACGCAUGGAGAGAAGUUGCAGCGAACUCUCAUGGCCGUAGCGUUGAUGAGUGCAAAGCCAAGUGGGCGAAUGUGAAAACAGCGUACAAUAAUACAAAAAACAAAUUACAGGCAAAGUCUGGUCAGAGUGCGUCAAGUUCACAACCUCAUUGGCAAUUUUGGACUACAAUGCAGUUUUAUCAUAACCACGACAAAGAAAAAACGACUUCAUCUGUUUCAAAUAUAAGCCCUGAUAGCGAAAGUUUACCAAACACACAUUUUCAACCCAUCAACAUGCAAUCCAACGCAUCAACAUCAACGCCAGCUGAUGCAGCAACCAAUUCGCCAGAAGAUAUUUUAAAACGCGCAACAGAUUUGUUGUAUGCAGAAAAAGAGGACAUGUGGUAUUCCUUCGGCAUGUACAUAGCGUCGCAAAUGCGUGAAAUGAAUGCAAAAAAUGAGAAAGCAGCAAAAAAACUUGAAAUUAAUAUUAUGAAGUGCACUAUAGAUGCGCUUUCAGAAUUAAAUGAUGAUUGAUAUUUCAUUGAAUUGCUUUUUCUUCUAUAUUAAUAAAGUUACAGACAUAUUUAAAUCAUUAACUUUACUUAACAUCUGCAGAGUACCUUUAUAAUUAUAAAACGUACUUCCAGACCGCGGCGGAGCCUUCAUCACAAUGUGUU